Molecule: messenger RNA, 1186 nt
Organism: Hyposmocoma kahamanoa
Lineage: Eukaryota; Metazoa; Arthropoda; Insecta; Lepidoptera; Cosmopterigidae
Product: fork head domain-containing protein FD4-like
Exons: 3
Coding region: 88-879 (263 amino acids)
Biological process (GO): cell differentiation; anatomical structure morphogenesis; regulation of transcription by RNA polymerase II
Molecular function (GO): RNA polymerase II cis-regulatory region sequence-specific DNA binding; DNA-binding transcription factor activity, RNA polymerase II-specific
Source: RefSeq, a predicted model, not a curated record
UAUCUCUCUCCGCGUGCCGCGAGACGUGCUCACGUGCGCCUUCGACGCCGCGUGGCGCCUCUCUACGACGCCACACAGUGCCAAAACAUGCCUCGCCCUACACGAGAGUCCUAUGGUGACCAAAAACCACCCUUCUCAUACAUAGCAUUGACCGCCAUGGCUAUAUGGAGUUCGCCGGAGCGCAUGCUGCCGUUGUCGGAGAUCUACCGCUUCAUAAUGGACAGGUUCCCAUAUUACCGCCGCAACACGCAGCGCUGGCAGAAUUCACUACGACAUAACCUUUCUUUCAACGAUUGCUUCGUUAAAGUGCCGCGGCGACCAGAUCGGCCCGGCAAAGGCGCCUACUGGACGCUGCAUCCGCAGGCCUUUGACAUGUUCGAGAAUGGCUCUCUGCUACGCCGACGUAAGCGGUUCAAGCUACAUAAAGGCGAAAAGGACAGCUUGAACGCUGAGCUGGCGGCGCUGGCUAGUUUCAAUAGAGCAUUCCUAGCAAGACAGGCUGGUAGCCACCCGCCGCCGGCAAGUUUACCAGGCAGCGGGCUAUAUGGUCCUUCAGCAGCUAUGUGUCCGAGACCUAGUCCAGAGUCACCGGAAGCUCCGGAUACAACAGCGAUGUUGCCGACGGGACCGCGGCCGCGGCGCGCGUUCACUAUCGACGCUUUGCUGGAGCCGGAACCACGACGAGCGUCGCCGUCGCCACCUAGUCUGCCGCCGCCACCACCACCGCACUGCCCGCGCCCGCUACCCCCGGCGCCAUACUUGCUGGCGGCUCAACGGUACCACGCCGAACUGCUAGCGGGUCUGCAGCAAUCUUGCUUGCCACCCCUGUGGACGUGGCGAGACACUAGCCAGUUUUCCCACUAUACGCUUAAUUCAUGAAUGACGCACCGUGGGUGUGAAAUUCAGAACGAUCUCAGCAAUAAUAGCUCUAUUUGUGAGUUCUAGAGACAGUUCAUGUUUAUAGUAACGUAGACAAAUAAUUAACGAAGUGUGUGUUGGAAUUACUGAGUCGAGUGAUUCGACUGAAGAACUUUCGAGUUUCAAGGGAGUGCGUGCUGAAAAGGACUAUUCAGGUUUGAAUAUUUCUAGCAGUCAUGAUUAAUAAUUUCCCAAUUACAUAACAAUGCAAUUUCGAAAGAAAUUACUGAUGUCUCGUAAGCAAAAGUAAAGUAAAAAUAAUCGUAUU